Messenger RNA from Argentina anserina (silverweed cinquefoil), 1467 nucleotides. RefSeq names its product ethylene-responsive transcription factor ERF027-like. The record is from RefSeq and is a predicted model, not a curated record. Gene Ontology annotation, biological process: regulation of DNA-templated transcription. Lineage: Eukaryota; Viridiplantae; Streptophyta; Magnoliopsida; Rosales; Rosaceae. The transcript has a single exon. The coding region runs from base 77 to 952 and encodes 291 amino acids. Gene Ontology annotation, molecular function: DNA binding; DNA-binding transcription factor activity.
UCUUACCUUCCUACCUAGCUUCUAUAUUAAUCUCCACAGAAAUAUUUCUCCAUAUAUCAUACCUAUAAUAUAGGUCAUGGCUGAUCCAAAUACUCCUCCGACUAACUUGAGCCAGGUAGUAGUAGACCAACCCGCACCGACCCAGUUCACCCUUGACUUUCCUCCUCCUUCUCCUACACUACACCAACCUCCACAGCCUCAUCAGCCUCCUCAUCCUCCACAUCCACCUCCAUCACAUUCUCUUGCUCUUCUUGCUCUUCUUCCUCUUGACCACACGAGUAGAAGCCCAACUGUACCCAUAAUUCCUCCAACAUCUGAAGCUACAGAAGUACAGCAGCUACAGCCUCAAACACCUAGGGAGGCAACAACACCGCAGGGAAAAACUCCCAUGGCCUCAAGUUCUUCGGGCAAGCACCCCAGGUACCGGGGAAUUCGCUGCCGGGGAGGAAAAUGGGUGUCGGAAAUACGCGAGCCGCGAAAGACCAAGCGAAUAUGGCUCGGGACUUUCCCAACUCCGGAGAUGGCUGCAGCCGCCUACGACGUGGCGGCCCUGGCUCUGAAACGUGAGGAUGCAGUUCUCAACUUUCCUAGUUCCAUUAAGUCGUAUCCGGUCCCCGCGUCCAUGUCUGCGCUGGACAUUCGUGCUGCGGCGACUGCUGCAGCUACUGCAGCAGCAGCGGCAACACUGAAGACGGGUGUCUCCAGGGAGACUCCAAGUGUUGAACAACAAGAGAAAGAGUAUGAUGAUAUGCUGAGUAUUAAUAACAGUAAUUUAGCGUCGUCUGUUGGGGCAGACUUUAUGGACGAGGAAGAGAUUUUCGGGAUGCCGAGUUUGCUGGUAGACAUGGCUGAAGGAAUGCUGGUUUCUCCGCCAAGAAUAAACUCGCCGCCUUCUGAUUAUGACUCGCCGGAUAAUUCAGACGGAGGAGAGGCUCUGUGGAACUACGAUUGAUCUUAUACGUACUUUCCUUAGGUUCUCUUUCGGAAAUAAAGAUGAUUUUAUGAAAGCACAAAAACUAAAAAUUAGAAGGAGUACGGAGCGUGUAAAUAGCAACAAGAUGAACAUGGGAGUUUUUCAAACUGAUCGAGGUUCCAGGAAGUGAGUUCUUUUGUUUUAUGAGUGGCAGUAGGUGUUUCUUUGUGUUCUUCGACUUCUCAUUUUCUUCUCUUUUUUUUCUUUUUUUAUUAUUUUGAAUUAAGAUUGUGCGGUUUUUCUUCUCAACUGUUCACUGAUUGUUUCAGACAGUAGAUCAAAUUGCUUUGGCUUGUCUGUGAAUCUAUAGGUGACUGUCCACCAUGACAUUUGCUACAUGAAGCUUUUACAUUGACUCAGAUAGGGACAGAGAGAAGUUUCAUGAUCAAUUACGCUGAUGCAUUUUCUUUUAUAUAUGAACUAUAUAUUUCUUUUAUCCAUGGUAAACUUAAAGUCCACGUACAUGCAUGGUUAAGUUUCUAUUCAUUCUUUCU